Molecule: messenger RNA, 3716 nt
Organism: Sorex araneus (European shrew)
Lineage: Eukaryota; Metazoa; Chordata; Mammalia; Eulipotyphla; Soricidae
Gene: FOXP4
Product: forkhead box P4
Exons: 17
Coding region: 292-2325 (677 amino acids)
Biological process (GO): regulation of transcription by RNA polymerase II
Cellular component (GO): nucleus
Molecular function (GO): RNA polymerase II cis-regulatory region sequence-specific DNA binding; DNA-binding transcription repressor activity, RNA polymerase II-specific
Source: RefSeq, a predicted model, not a curated record
GGCCGGGGGCGGGGACGCCGGGGUCCCGGAGCCCCGCGGCGAGCGAGCGGGCGGGCAGGCAGCGGCGCGGGCGGCUCGGGAAGGCGGACGGGGCCGAGCGGGCCGCGCUGCCCACCCAGUGCCAUGGCCCGGCGGGGCUAGGGCGCGGACGGGAGCACGCCCGGGGCGGCCCCGGCGGGUGGCGGCGGCGGCGGCGGGCCGGGCGGCGACCCGAGGGCCCCAUGCCCCGCGCGCGCUGACGGGCCGGAGCCCGCACGGAGCGGCCGGGCCGGACAGGUCCGCUAGAGCGACAUGAUGGUGGAAUCUGCCUCGGAGACAAUCAGGUCGGCCCCGGCCGGGCAGAACGGCGUGGGCAGCGUGGGCAGCCUGUCGGGGCCGGCAGACGGCGGCGGGGCGGCCACAGGAACCGCAGGGACAGUGGGGACAGCGGCAGGCGCCAGCAGGGAGGCUGCAGCGGCUAGCGCGGACAGCAACGGUGAGAUGAGCCCCGCGGAGCUGCUGCACUUCCAGCAGCAACAGGCUCUCCAGGUUGCCCGGCAGUUUCUGCUGCAGCAGGCCUCUGGCCUGAGCUCAUCCCCCGGGAACAGUGACAGCAAGCAGUCCGCCUCCGCCGUGCAGGUGCCCGUGUCGGUGGCCAUGAUGUCGCCGCAGAUGCUGACCCCCCAGCAGAUGCAGCAGAUCCUGUCGCCACCCCAGCUGCAGGCGCUGCUCCAGCAGCAGCAGGCCCUCAUGCUGCAGCAGCUGCAGGAAUAUUACAAGAAGCAGCAGGAGCAGCUUCACCUCCAGCUCCUCACCCAGCAGCAGGCGGGCAAGCAGCCGCCCAAAGAGGCGCUGGGCAGCAAGCAGCUGGCCUUCCAGCAGCAGCUCCUGCAGAUGCAACAGUUGCAGCAGCAGCACCUGCUCGGCCUGCAGCGACAGGGCCUGGUCAGCCUGCAGCCCGGCCAGGCCUCGGGGCCCCUGCAGACCCUCCCGCAAGCAGCCGUGUGCCCCACAGACCUGCCCCAGCUGUGGAAGGGUGAGGGCGCCCCGGGGCAGCCUGCCGAGGACAGCGUCAAACAGGAGGGGCUGGACCUCACCGGCACGGCCACCACCGCUACCUCGUUCGCCGCCCCCCCGAAAGUCUCCCCCACCCUCUCUCACCACACCCUGCCCAACGGACAGCCCACUGUGCUCACAGCGCGGAGAGACAGCUCUUCCCAUGAGGAAACCCCCGGCUCCCACCCCCUCUACGGACACGGAGAGUGCAAGUGGCCGGGCUGCGAGACCCUGUGUGAGGACCUGGGCCAGUUUAUCAAACACCUCAACACGGAGCAUGCCCUGGACGACCGGAGCACGGCCCAGUGCCGGGUGCAGAUGCAGGUGGUCCAGCAGCUGGAGAUCCAGCUGGCCAAGGAGAGCGAGCGGCUGCAGGCCAUGAUGGCCCACCUGCACAUGCGGCCCUCCGAGCCCAAGCCCUUCAGCCAGCCGGCGACCAUCUCUGCAGCAGACUCUUUCCCAGACGGCCUGGUGCACCCCCCCACCUCGGCCGCUGCCCCUGUCACCCCCCUCCGGCCUCCGGGCCUCGGCUCUGCCUCCCUGCAUAGCGGGGGGCCUGCCCGGCGAAGGAGCAACGACAAGUUCUGCUCCCCCAUCUCCUCAGAGCUGGCCCAGAAUCACGAGUUCUACAAGAAUGCCGACGUCAGGCCCCCCUUCACCUACGCCUCCCUCAUCCGCCAGGCCAUCCUGGAGACCCCCGACCGGCAGCUGACCCUGAAUGAGAUCUACAACUGGUUCACCAGGAUGUUCGCCUACUUCCGGAGAAACACUGCCACCUGGAAGAAUGCCGUGCGGCACAACCUCAGCCUGCACAAGUGCUUCGUGCGCGUGGAGAACGUCAAGGGCGCCGUGUGGACGGUGGACGAGCGGGAGUACCAGAAGCGGAGGCCCCCGAAGAUGACGGGGAGCCCCACCUUGGUGAAGAACAUGAUCUCGGGCCUCAGUUACGGAGCACUUAAUGCCAGCUACCAGGCCGCGCUGGCGGAGAGCAGCUUCCCCCUCCUCAGCAGCCCCAGCGUCCUGACCCCUGGCUCGGCCGGCAGCCUCCUGCCCCUGGGCCACGAGGAUAUGGGCGCCUCCGGGGAGCCACUGCCCAGCAACGGCAGCAGCCCCCCGCCCCGCCUCUCCCCACCCCAAUACAGCCACCAGGUGCAGGUGAAGGAGGAGCCUGCAGAGGCGGAGGAGGACAGGCGGCCCGGGCCCCCGCUUGGCGCCCCCGGCUCUAGCAGCGGGGGCCCUCCCGAGGACGGCGAGCUGGAGGAGGAGCAGCCAGGGGAGGAACUGUCCUAAGGGCCUCUGGGGGCCGGCCGGGGUGAGACCCCGCCUCCCGGCCCUCGGGAGCCCCGCUCCCCCCACUCCACAGCCCUGCCCAAACCUCAAGGCACUUCCAGGACUCAGAUGGGGGCGCUGGGCAGCACCCCCAGUGUGGCCUGACUGACAGACGCAGGGGGCGGGCCCGUCCCGCCUCCCCAGGGGACACAGCCCCUGGUCUGGGACCAGAGAGGACACGGAGGGCCCAGGCCCCUACUCAGACCCGCCUCUGCAUCGGAAAGCGCACCCCCGCCCCGACCACCAGCAGCCGCCGCAGGGUCCCCCCCCCCCCCCGCCCCGAGCGCCCCCGCCCCCCAGUUCUGCUCCUCUCCGCCCGCCCUCCUUUCCGUACUGUGAAGAAGCGACUGCGCCCUCCCAGAGGGGUGCCCCUAGGACUCUCUAAGCGGGGAGCCCCCAGCCUCCCAGAGGGGUGUCCCCCAGAGGAGCCCUGGCAGGGGGCGGGCCGUGGCCGCCCUCCUCCAAUCACGGGCCUCACCUGCUAGCCCCGCCCAGGGUGGGGCGGGGCGGGCUCGAGGUGGAGGUGGGGCCGCUGCAGGGGCCUCGAGGGGUACGGAAGGCGUCCCCAGGGUGGCCGCUCUGACCGGUAGACCUGCUCUUGCCCCCAGCCUGCGGGCCCCUGGCCCCUCCCUCGACGCCCCUCCCCGUCACCCCAGUUCAACGGAUGACCAAAGACCUUUCUUAUGCCGGAAGCAAAAACCAAAACUUUUUGUUGGCUUUUUCCUUUGUCGCCUCCCAGCCCUCUGCUCCGUCCCCAGCUCCGCCCGGGCCCAGGCUGGCAGCCCUCCCCCCCACUUAAGUUAUUGUUUUAAACCAAAGUUUACAGUGUCUGUUGGUGGCCAAGACCCUCCCCUCUCUGCACCCCACCCGAGGACGCCCCCGGGGGCGUCGCUCCCCUCUCCUCGGCUCCUACCCAGACAGGGGGAGGGCAGCGCGCAGACGAGGGGGAGCGGCAGCACCCCGGGGGGCAUGGGGGCCAGAGCGCUGCUGCCCACCCUGGCUGCUUCCUGGGGGCGCGCCCAGACCCCCUUCCUAGGACCAAGUCCCCCAUCGUGCUGGGAAUGUGGCUUUCAGAGAAGGAACCGGAGGUGGGGGGAAAGAGGCUCCACAGACCCCCUAUGGGGGACCCCGACUCAAGGCCAAGGACUGGGAGUGUGGUGUGCUCACGACGCCCCAGGUCAGGCCCUUUGCUGAGAAGACCCCUUGGACGACUUCCCAAAAGACCCCCACGUACACGCCCUUCACAAGUCACCCCUCUCGAGAGGCGGGGGCCCUCCGCCUUCCCCAUGUACUCCCCACCUGUGUUCCAGUUUGACCAGCACAGAAAUAUUAAAAGUCCUCUACUCACCGGG